AACUAUUUUCCUUUCCUUUCCUUUUCUUUCCUUAGUUCUUUUCCUUCCAUCUUUCCUUCCUUCCUGCAGGACCACUGCACCAUCACCCGCGGUUACCUUUUCCUCUAUAAAACCUCAACCCAAUUCCUCCUUCUUCCUCGCCCGCUCGUUUCCUUCACACAAACCCUAUCUUUCAAUUAAACAUAACCUCUUUGUCUCUAUAUCUGUUUUGUCUCUGCCUCUGAUUUUUUUCUUCUUAUAAAUUAAAAGGAAGAAAAAAUGGCUAUUCCAUGUCAGCCAUUGAUUGGAUCAGAAAAGUUAUCAAUGGAGGCAGGACCUUUAUCUCCUAUGGCUCCUAUAUCCCAACCUCCAGUUAUUCUUACGCAGGACGAGCUUAAAAAGAUUGCAGCUUAUAAAGCUGUCGACUUUGUCCAGUCUGGUAUGGUUCUCGGCCUCGGUACCGGCUCCACCGCCAAACACGCCGUCGACCGAAUCGCGGAUCUCUUGCACCAAGGAAAGUUAAAGAACAUUAUUGGAAUACCCACUUCAAAAAAGACUCACCAACAAGCUUUAUCUCUAGGUAUUCCUUUAUCUGAUCUUGAUUCUCACCCCAACGUCGAUCUUGCCAUCGACGGCGCCGAUGAGGUGGAUUCCGAUCUCAAUUUGGUGAAAGGACGAGGUGGGUCUUUGUUAAGAGAGAAAAUGAUUGAAAGUGCUUGUAAAAAGUUUGUAGUUAUUGUUGAUGAGUCAAAAUUGGUUCCUCAUAUUGGAGCUAAUGGAGCUAUGCCUGUAGAGGUUGUGCCUUUCUGUUGGAAAUUUACACAAGAAAGGCUUCAAGAGAUGUUUGGUUAUGCAGAUUGCUUGGCCAAGUUGAGAAGAAAUGGAGACAGUGAAAGUGGUGAGCCUUUUGUUACUGACAAUGGGAAUUAUAUUGUAGAUUUAUUUUUCAAAAAGGAUAUUGGUGAUUUAAAAGCUGCUAGUGAUGCUAUUUUGAGGCUAGCUGGAGUUGUUGAACAUGGAAUGUUUCUUGGUAUGGCAACUACUGUUAUUGUUGCUGGUGAAUUUGGAGUCACCAUGAAGAAUAAGUAGAUUGAGAUGGAAAUGGUUAUUUAACAAUAAUAACAAAAAAAAAAACAAUCUUUUUGAUGGUUACUAAUGAAAUUGGUAACUUCUAAUUUUUUUUUCUUGGACUUGUUAUCGUAACAAUAUUAACAACAAUUGUGGAGAGACAUUAUCUCCAUUUGGUUUCGGUUGGCUGGAAAAUUAGGACGUUUUAGGAAUAUGUAAGCAGUUGAAUGAUUAACUUAAUUUUGUAUCAGCUGCUAUCUCAUUUUCUGUUCAAUAUAGAAAUUAUUAUUGGAUGCUAUUUGUUUUUUA
Jatropha curcas is the source of this 1356-nucleotide messenger RNA. The record is from RefSeq and is a predicted model, not a curated record. Lineage: Eukaryota; Viridiplantae; Streptophyta; Magnoliopsida; Malpighiales; Euphorbiaceae.